This is a messenger RNA of Xenopus laevis (African clawed frog), 2133 nucleotides long. RefSeq names its product WAS/WASL-interacting protein family member 3 (gene wipf3.L). The record is from RefSeq and is a predicted model, not a curated record. NCBI's taxonomy places the organism in Eukaryota, Metazoa, Chordata, Amphibia, Anura, Pipidae. The coding region runs from base 166 to 1467 and encodes 433 amino acids. The transcript is spliced from 8 exons.
CUACGCCGUUGCCUCCUCCCCUGUCUUCUUGCUCUUUCCCUCAACCAACCCGGCACUUCACAGGCUGGAGCCACAAUACAGAAGAGCAGUAGCCCGGAGUCUUCGAGAGAGAGAGAACAGAAGCGCUGACAAGCACGCUGGAGCUGAAGUAAAGAAACGAAUACAAUGCCUGUACCUCCACCUCCUCCUCCUCCACCUCCUCCAGCAGCACCGCCACCUCCUCCACCGUCAUUUUCUAAGGGACACACAGCACCUCCAAAACUCAACCAAGGAGAAUCAGGGGGUCGAUCAGCAUUAUUGUCUGACAUACACAAAGGGGCUCGUUUGAAAAAAGUGGGCCAGAUCAAUGACAGAAGUUCUCCACAGAUUGAAGGUGCAAAGAAAAGCAGCAGCUCAGGCAAUGGCAGAAGUGCUGUGGUGCCCCCUAGUGGGGGGUUAUUUGCUGGAGGAUUUCCAGUGCUUAAACCUUCAGGUCAAAGAGAUACAUCAGGAAAUAAAAGUGCCCAGCCUGUUUCAUCUGUGAAACCUGGUGGUUAUUCCCUCCAUACUCCUGAUCUGCCAAAACGUCCAACAUCUCCUGCACCAGCCACCGUAGCAAUGAGAGCUCCACCCCCAAGACCAAAUAUACUUGGCCCACCACCUACACCCCCAGCGGCCAGUAAACCUCAGAUGAUGUUGGCAAAUGCAACAAAUUCUCAGGCCUUUAAAGGAGGGUCUACAAAUCCUCCUCCUUUGCCACCAUUUUUUGGCCAAGGUGACAAAUCUCCAAAGGUUCAGAGGCCUCUCUCAGCAAGUUUUCCACCGCCUCCACCUCCUUUACCACCAUCCCAUCCUCCUCCUGCACCGCCUUUUGGAUAUACUGGAAAAACAACAAGCUCUUACCCACCACCUCCACCUAUAGCAGAUGAGAACCCUAACAUGUACCCUUCCCUUCCUGAUAGAGAUUAUCCAUCUUUUCCCCCACCACCCUCUCCACCACCUCCUCUUCAUAUGUCACUUGCUUCUAAACGUAGAUUAUCUGAGCCAUUGCCACCCCCUCCAACCAUUGCCUUAGAUCAAAGCAAUGCUCCAUCUCGUCCCAUGAAGAUCCCUCCUCCACUGCCUCCACCCCUACAUGGAAGAAAUGUGAAAGUCACAGGACCUAAUGGUGCAAAGUUAGUUCCUCCACCACCACCACCAGUAAGAUCCCCUUCAACAGAAUUAACUAGCAGACAACAGACAAAUCAAAAUGUGCCGCACAAGAAUCCCGCUCAGCAGGCAUAUCCUCCUUCUAAAGCUGGAAGCACGAAUCACCUAGAUGACUUUGAGUCUAAGUUCACCUUUCAUUCGCAAUCUGAAUUUCCCCCUCCUGAAUAUUAUGAGCCUUCAAAGCGGUUAUAUCCCAGCAAGUCUGUUAGUGCACCAAAAUCCACCACCUCCACCGCCUGUGAGAACACAGAUCAGAUGAGGCUAAUUUACAGCAUGUAAAUCAAAGAAGUGAAAAGGGCAGAGCAAAUACUGUGUGCUUGUUUGUGCCUUUGGAUAACUGCUUGUACCUGUACUUUAUACAAUGUAUAAUUGUGCUUCUCCGUGAUGUAGUUCAAACUCCAGGACAACUGGAUCUUUAUAUCCCAGUUAUUCAAAAAUAUCUCUGAGCCCUGAUAACCCAGGGCUUGUAUUGGGUAUAUCUGCUGAAUUCUUUAUGAAGUGUUGACUGACAUUAUUAUGUACAUAUUUUUAAAUUAAUGUGCACAAAUAUUAAUAUAUAUAAUAUUUCUCAGUAAAUACUGUACAAUAAUGCUACCUAUAGAGAUGAGAGGUUGCAGGAUGAAGUAUAUGGGUAAAGAGCCUUAGCCAGAUAUUUCUGAUAUACUCAUAAGCACAGGAGAGCCAUGUGCUUCAUCUCUUAAAUAGGCCAUUUGCAGACUGCUCAUCUAAAGCCGCUGUUCAUCUAUAAGUCAUAUAUGAGCAAUUAAUGUAUUCAAUUUUAUUUUAUUAUGUUCUGUUUGGAUGAACAUAAUUAGCAGGCUCAAAAUAAAGUGCACUUGGAAAAAGGUUGUGUUUAAAGGAGAACUAAAGCUUAGCUAAAGAAGUAGGCUAGAAAUUUGUACAUUAUGUUUUGUGGUUCUGUACCAGACCCACAGCCCUUUAGCA